Amblyraja radiata (thorny skate) is the source of this 2239-nucleotide messenger RNA. It is a transcript of the gene grk1a, whose product is annotated as G protein-coupled receptor kinase 1 a. Gene Ontology annotation, biological process: protein phosphorylation; regulation of signal transduction; signal transduction. NCBI's taxonomy places the organism in Eukaryota, Metazoa, Chordata, Chondrichthyes, Rajiformes, Rajidae. Gene Ontology annotation, cellular component: cytoplasm. The record is from RefSeq and is a predicted model, not a curated record. Bases 1 to 1698 code for a protein of 565 amino acids. Gene Ontology annotation, molecular function: rhodopsin kinase activity; ATP binding. The transcript is spliced from 7 exons.
AUGGAUUUGGGGUGCUUGGAGACAGUGGUAGCCAACUCCGCCUACAUCUCGGCCCGGUGCAGUAUUGAUGCCACCGCCACCGUCCAGAUAGCCAGAGCGAAGAAAUACCGAGCUAAACUCAAGCUGCCACACAUCACCCAGAGCGAAAGUCUACAGGAUGUGAUUGACACGGAGUUUGACAGCAUUUGCGUCAAUCAGCCCAUCGGGAAGAGGCUUUUCCAAGAGUACUUGGACACAGUCGCUCUAUACAAGCCAGCCUAUGAGAUGUGGAAAAGCAUUGAAGACUACGACACAGCAGAGGAUGAAGAGCGGGCUCAGAAGGCGAGAGAAAUUAUCAGCAAGUUAUUGGAGUCGGGGGCAGAGCUAUUCUGUGGUUACCUGGAAGAGAAGUGCAUCUUGAGAAUCAAGGAAGACUGUGAGAAUGUAAGGGAUGACCUCUUCGCGGAAUGUAAAGAGCUCACUAUGAAAUUCCUAAAGACCAGCGGUCCCUAUGACUGUUACAAAGGAAGCAUGCACUUCAUGAGGUUCUUGCAGUGGAAAUGGCUCGAGGCUCAGCCCGUUGGAGAGGACUGGUUCCUGGAUUUCCGUGUCUUGGGUAAGGGAGGGUUUGGCGAGGUCUCCGCCUGUCAGAUGAAAGCAACUGGGAAAUUAUACGCCUGCAAAAAGCUGAACAAGAAGAGGCUGAAGAAGAGGAAAGGAAACCAAGGUGCAAUGGUGGAGAAAAAAAUCCUGGCUCGUGUACACUCUCCAUUCAUUGUCUCCUUAGCUUAUGCUUUCCAAACCAAGGCAGAGCUUUGUCUAGUGAUGACCAUCAUGAACGGAGGGGAUCUGAGAUACCACAUUUACAAUGUGAAUGAAAACAACCCAGGCUUUAGUGAGGAUCGGGCAUGCUUCUACACAGCUCAAAUUGUCUGUGGCAUGGAACACCUGCACCAAUGCCGGAUCAUCUACCGUGACCUGAAGCCGGAGAACGUCCUCCUUGAUAAUGAGGGCCACGUGAGAAUCUCUGACCUUGGACUUGCCGUAGAACUGAAACCAGGUGAAACCAAAACGAAAGGUUACGCUGGAACUCCAGGUUUUAUGGCCCCAGAACUCCUUGAAAGUUUGGAGUAUGAUUAUUCAGUUGACUAUUUCGCACUGGGAGUCACCUUGUACGAGAUGAUAGCAGCCAAGGGCCCAUUCCGAUACCGGGGUGAACAUGUUGAGAACAAGGAGGUGAAGAGACGAAUUCUCAAUGACCCAGUCACCUACUGUGUGAAAUUCAGUGAAAGUAGCAAGUUGUUCUGUGAGGCUAUGCUGGUGAAAGAUCCCAACAAACGCAUUGGAUUCAGGAAUGAGUGCUGCAAUGAAUUAAAGGCUCAUGCCUUUUUCACGAAUAUUAAUUGGAGAAAGCUUGUAGCUGGUAUACUCCCACCUCCUUUCACUCCCGACCCGAAAACAGUGUACGCAAAGGAUAUUCAAGAUGUGGGUGCCUUCUCAACUGUGAAGGGAAUCAACAUCGAAGAUUCUGACAAGAAUUUCUUCGAUGAAUUUGCAAUUGGAAACAUCUCCAUUCCAUGGCAGGAAGAGAUGAUUGAGACUGGUGUUUUUGCUGAGCUCAAUGUGUGGGGUCCCAAUGGUGGUUUGUCAAACGACUUGAGGAGAGAAUCAAUUCUGGAGCUUCCUCUCGCCAAGUCAGGAGUGUGCUCCAUUGCUUGAAGAUGCAAAGUACUAGAUUAAGGUUUCUCUGCUUGUGGCUGAAACAUUCAGCUUGAACUAUAAAGGGUUGUUUCAAAAUCCAGGUUUUAUGGUUAUAGAAAAAUAUCAUGCAUCUCUCAUCCUGUAGCUCUGUAGUAAAGUCCUUUGCCUGUGACUCUUCAAAACUAUCAACUUCCACAAGUGGCCCCACUGGAAGAUGGUUGAGCUGGUCAGGAUCUACUAGAUUGUACUAUAAGAUUGUAACUAUUGUUAAUGUUUUCAUGUUGGACACUUAAAUGGCUGUGCUUACUGUCUAGCUGAGUUCAAGCUGAUAUCCACUCUCUCACCUCACUGUGACUCUCAUUAUUACAUUCGUUUUAGGGGAAUGGAGCCCUGUCCCAUAGGGAGACUAAUUCUGCUUUCUAUUGGACUUUGGUCCGCUGGUGGGCAUUGGUCCUUGACCUUACCCCCUGAUGCUGUCCCAUCAUAAUCCCUGCCCAUGGCUGCCUAGGGAUGCAAAUUGUCCUGUAUUAGCCGGGAUAUCCCGUAUAUUGGGCUAAAU